Messenger RNA from Fundulus heteroclitus (mummichog), 3143 nucleotides. It is a transcript of the gene nipa1, whose product is annotated as NIPA magnesium transporter 1. Gene Ontology annotation, molecular function: magnesium ion transmembrane transporter activity. The transcript is spliced from 5 exons. The record is from RefSeq and is a predicted model, not a curated record. The coding region runs from base 88 to 1044 and encodes 318 amino acids. Gene Ontology annotation, biological process: magnesium ion transport. NCBI's taxonomy places the organism in Eukaryota, Metazoa, Chordata, Actinopteri, Cyprinodontiformes, Fundulidae. Gene Ontology annotation, cellular component: membrane.
GGGAGACUGUCCACUGGGGGGCGCUGUUUGCUGCUCGGGAAACCGCCUGGUAGCAAACACGCGUCUCGUCUGUCUCAAAGCGCAGCAAUGGCCGAUGACUCGGGACUGUCCGGCGCUCCGCUGGGGAUAGCAGUGGCUGUAAUAUCGAGCUUCAUUAACGGCUCGACGUUUGCGCUUCAGAAGAAAGGAAUACUGCGUUCUCGUGACAAAGACUGGGUCAUUCGUGGAUGUGUUGCAGGAUGUUCGUACCUCACAGACGUGGUGUGGUGCAGCGGCACGCUGAGCAUGAUCGUUGGCCAAAUUGGAAAUUUCCUGGCGUACAACCUGGCCCCUGCUGUGAUAGUUACGCCUCUAGGGGCCCUUGGAGUACUAUUUGGAGCCGUGCUGGCGUCUUGGAUCCUGGAGGAGCAUUUAAACAUCCUGGGGAAGCUCGGCUGUGUGAUCUGUUGCUGCGGCUCUGUCGUGCUGAUCAUCCACGCCCCCAAAGCGGCGGCGGCGUCCAGAGAGCUGCUUGAAGAGAGGCUGUCGGAUCCAGUGGUCCUGACUUACAUCCUGCUGGUGCUGGUCCUCCUGGUCGUCCUGAUCGCGUGGGUCGCUCCGGCUCACGGCGCGACCAACAUCAUGGUGUACGUGGCCAUAUGCUCCCUCCUGGGAAGCUUCACCGUUCCCAGCAGCAAAGGGCUCGGCCUGCUGGCCCCCGCCGUGUUCGGGAAAGGGCCGUCCGACGGCGGAGCCCUGGCCCUCUUCCUCGGCCUGCUGGCGGCGCUGGCCGUCAGCGUCCUGAUCCAGUUCGUCUUCAUCAACAAAGCCCUGGAGUGCUUCAGCUCCAACAUAUUCGAGGCCGUCUACUACGUGACGUUCACGUCCACCGUGAUCCUGGCGUCGGCCCUCCUGUUCAGGGAGUGGACGGAACUCACGCUGACCGACAGCCUGGCCAUGCUCUGCGGUCUGACCACGGUGUGUGUGGGCGUGAUCCUGCUUCGCAUCUCCCAGGAAGCCGCCAUCGUCUGGAAGGGGAAGGAGGCGCGGCCGAAAACGGACUGAUUGUGCCCCGCUGCCUUUUUCCAGCAGACAGACUCCGCUGAUCCGCACCGUUUCCCCUUUAAGCGACCAAAGCUGCGGCAGUCAGCCACAACCUUUGACCUCAUAAACGUGAGGCGGUAGAGAACGCUGAUUAGGCUGUCACCGUUUUAUCUGACAGUGGGUGGGAUUUGUCAGGCGACAAAAUGACUUUCUGUAUCCUUCAGGCACAGAAAGGUCAUAAACAUUUUACAAGAGUAAGGGUUCAGAGGACUUGGCGAGGCCGUAAAGCUCAAUUACAGUAACUCUACAUGGUGCCUUACAGAAGCAGUGAUAUCAGGUUUUAACUUCCUAACAUUUCCACAUCAUUUCCACUGAUUGAAAGUUGUGCCUGGUGAUAAAGCGGAAGGAAGGUAUCAUAUGUUCAAAUGCAACAUGUAUUCUGCCCUCUCUGUGCAGCAAUCCCCUCAACAUGAUGCUGCCGCUGCCGUGUUUUAAUUAACAUGGCGCUGGCGUUCGUCUGUUUGUGUCAUCUGAUCAGUCCACCUUCGCCCUGCUUUUAGCCUUCCUUCCAUAAAGGGCAGCUUUAUUUAUUUAUCGGCUUUUAUAGUUUUUCCAUUUUCAGAUGACUGCUCGAACAGAGCUCCAUGAGACGCUCAAAGCUGUUUUAAAGCCUAACGCUGCCUCAGGCUUCUUCACAGCUUCCUCCUUGACCUGCCUGCUGCGUUCCUUGGUCUUCUUGGCGCUGCUUGUUCACUGAUGUUCUCUAACCAACCUCAGAGGCCUGAAACCGAGCGGCUGGAUUCACGCUGACAGUCGGCUCCUAAAGCAACUGGCUGCUCUGGAUUUCAUGUAGGUGGAUCAGGGUAAACGGGGCGAUGCACACAGAAGCACCCUUGAGAUUUUCAAGGUUCCCUCCACUUCACUUCACAUUCUACACUUCUUUUAUAUCGCUCUAUCAGAGAAGGUCCCGAUAAAAUCCAUUGCUGUCUGUGGUUGUAACGUGAAAACAUGUAAAAAAAAAAAAAAAAAAGUCCAGUCGGUAUGAACUCUUGAUGUUCAGUCUCAAUAAUCAGGCAGGUAGUCAUAAUGUUAUGGCUGAUCAGUAUUUUACUAGUUUCAUAAAUACUGACAUUCCUUUUCAUUGCUAAAUACCAGAAUUAGCACAACAAUUAUUUGUAUAUUAACUCUUAGUUUAAAUGCGAUUUACGGCAUUGUUAUCACUGUUAUUCUAACUUUACCUGUCCAAGAUGGCCGUUAUGCUGCCAGCAUGUGACUUUGAGUGGUGGUAGUAAAGCAGGUUGUAAACCAAUAGUUCUGCUUCGGUUCCUCUGCAGGCUACUUAAAGGGACAGUACAUGUCCUCCCGUUGAGUCGCCUGCUCUUGGACCCUUCUGAAUAUUUCAGCUGGCUGCUGAGAGCUGCUGCUGCAUAAAAGAUGAGCAGAAACUGCCUCUUCAGUCAAAUGGAGCGCUUUGUAAAGCCGAUGAUUUGCUCCCUAAACAUCAGCUGUUUGUUAACCUGAUAAGUGUUGGCGCAGGUCAUAAAUGCUUAGUUAUUCUUGACGCCUUUAAUUUAUUUCAAUGUCAAGUACGCCUUUUCUUGUUCCUCUUUGUUAAUUUUAAAUGUAUUGAAAUAAUUGGAAAGCUUCCCACCUGUAAGGUAUUUGUGGAUUUUCUUCUGCGUGUCUGUUAAAAUUUGAUGAGCUUGAAAGUCAUAUUAUUUUUCAGGUUAAAUGGGAAUUUUUAAAGAUUCAUUUGAACCGUUCUUAUUCCAGGGUGGUCUGUUAGUGACACGGUGAUACAGUGGUUAGAGCUCUUGCCCCACAGCAAGAAGGUCCCGGGUUUGAGUCCUGGGGCCAGAGGCCUUUCUGUGUGGAGUUUGCAUGUUCUCCCCGUGUCUGCUUCAGUCCCCCCCCCCCCCACUACUAAAGACAUGCUGGUCAGGUCAGCCAUCAGGGGCGGUGCGCGCUCAGUCGCAGCAGCUCAGGCUAACCCUCCAUCUGAUCUACGACAUUCAGUUGUAUGUGCCUUGUAUGUAUAAUGACAAAUAAAGCAUCUUAUCUUUAUGACUUUUUGUACACAAGAAUUUGGUUAAUGGUAAUAAAUGUAAUUCUGAAUCCUU